AUGUCGUCCGACUCAAAAGAGAAGGUGGACCAGGUGCUGUACGAGACAACCGACCACAACUACGCCGCCGAACGCACCGACUCGAUAGUCUCCCACCCGCACGAUGGCAGCAUCCAGUUCGAUGCAAAGGGUUUGCCCUCCGACCCGGAGCAGUACGCCACCUGGCGCAGGGGCAUCCGCAAGCUCGACUGGCGUGCCGUUCCACCCCUCGGCCUGCUGUGGCUUGCCAACUUUGUAGACCGCAGCAACGUCGGCAAUGCAAAAGUCGCCGGCCUCACCACGGAUCUCAAGCUCGACGGCAACAAGUUCAACAUCGCCCUCGCCAUCUUCUACAUCACCUACAUCGCCUCCGAGAUCCCAAGCAACAUGGCACUGCGCAGGCUCGGAGCCAAGUUCUGGCUCCCCUUCAUCGUGUUCUGCUGGGGCAUCAUCACCGUCUUCUUCGGAUUGGUGCAGAACUUCGCCGGUCUCUGCGUCAUUCGUCUAUUGCUUGGCGCAAUGGAGGGAGGCUUGCUACCAGGCAUGCCGCUAUAUCUUUCGCAGCUCUACCCAAGAUACAUGGUUCAGGUACGCAUUGCGUAUUUCUAUGCGGGCGCAAGUCUUUCCGGCGCUUUUGGCGGCUUGCUCGCGACGGGAUUGAUCCAGAUGGAUGGUCUGGGUGUUCAGAACAGGUUGUUUGCUAGUUUGAAGCCUGCUACGGCCAGGGGAGUCGCAGGAUGGCGCUGGAUUUUUAUCAUGGAGGGCUUGAUCACGAUCGUAUUUGCAUGCAUCGCGUGGUACAUGCUGCCUUCAUCUGUCAAGAAGUCCAAGUUCCUCAAGGACGACGAGCGCGAGCUCAUGCUUGCGGUGCUUGGGCGCGACCAGCAGAACAACCGCGCUGCGGCUGCUAGCGUCGCACCCAUUGCCAAGAUCAACGGCGAUACGGAAAAGCACCUACCUCCUGUCACUGCGCCCAACGCAGUCGUUGCCGUAGGUGAUACUGCGGUCCAACAAGCAAUGGUGUUCGAGGAAGAGCAGUUCGAGUGGCGCGAGAUUCGCCGCGGCCUAACGGAGCCGCAGGCCUGGUUUACUGGCAUUGCGUACCUGCUUAUCUGCAACUGCCUGUACUCAUUCAGCCUCUUCCUACCCACCAUCCUGCGUGGUAUCUAUCCAACCAUCACCACGACGCGGCUUCAGCUGCUGACCGUACCGCCCUAUGUCCCUGCAACGGUGCUCGUGAUCAUCAUCGCGUACCUCGCCGACAAAACCCGCAUGCGUGGACCCUUCAUCCUCGCACUCCUCCCGCUCUCCAUGAUCGGCUACAUCAUGCUGCUCGCCACAGACAACGCAAAGGUCAGCUACGGUGCGACAUUCCUCAUCGCCCUGGGAAUCUAUCCCACCGCACCGUGCAUUCUGUCCAUCCCGAUCAACAACACGUCGGGUCUGUACAAGCGUGGCACCGUCAACGCUCUGCAGCUUAUGAUCGCCAACCUCGCCGGAUUCGUUGCGACGUUCAUCUACCAGGCCAAGUGGGCCCCGCGGUAUGUGCAGGGCCACUCGGUCGUGCUGGCUAGCUUGGUCGGCGCGUGGAUCUUCAUGGCGAUCAACGUGUGGUGGUGCUGGAGCGAGAACAGGGCCAGGGACCAGGGCAGGCGAGAAGGUAACUGGGCAAAGUACCAGAAACUUGUCGAUGAGGGAAAGACAAGGGCACCCAUUGGCGAUCGAAGCCCCCAGUUCAGGUAUACUUUGUAG
Molecule: messenger RNA, 1731 nt
Organism: Moesziomyces antarcticus
Lineage: Eukaryota; Fungi; Basidiomycota; Ustilaginomycetes; Ustilaginales; Ustilaginaceae
Product: MFS transporter
Exons: 1
Coding region: 1-1731 (576 amino acids)
Biological process (GO): transmembrane transport
Cellular component (GO): membrane
Molecular function (GO): transmembrane transporter activity
Source: RefSeq, a predicted model, not a curated record